AUCGAAGAUAAGAUAAAAAAAAGAGGACUUACUCGGAUAAGUUAGUAUUUAACAAAAUAUGAAUAUGAAGUAUGAAUAAUGUCCAUAGAAAAAAGAGAUGCAAACCGCAUGCUCUUGGGCUACGAGCUGACGCCUAGACAAGAUGCAUUAGUGAACCAUUUAGUGCCGUCUUUAGGUGCUUGUAUUUUGUAUGUUCUACUAAUAGCCGGAGAUGUGGGCGUGAUAUUUAGACAUUACAAAGACGACGAUCCCAUUUGGGGCUCACUGACUCUAUUUAUCUUAUACGUGCCCGUAUUGGCGAGUUUUAUUAUAGUGAUUUCUAAUUGGGAACUGUGGCCUGAAUUCGAGUCUUGCAGCAGGAAUAAUUUGAUAUGGUUCUGGACCAAGGUAGCGGAGCACCUUUUGUUCCCUAUAUGGAGCAUGUGGAGAUUUGCCGAAAGGAUCUUCUGGUCCAUAGAAGCUGUAAGGGCGCCAGAUGACAAAUCCAUAGCGGAGGCUGUGGCCGCAGUCACAGACCCCCGCUCUAUUGAAUUGUACGUGUUUCUGCAAUCUUAUUUGCAUUCGUUGCCGCAGGUUUUGUUGCAGCUUUAUGUGCUCGUUAGGCACAAUGCCGACAUUAACUCCCAAACAGCAAAUGUGCAAAUCAUGAGCAUUGUUUUGAACAUCGUGAAGAUUUCCGUUACCACGACCUAUUACCAGCGAUUCAAAUCGCAAAAAUUGUCGGGGAAACGUUACCCUUGGUAUAAACAUUACAAGUCUCUCCAACCCCAAUCUCCUUCACAGCAGGUUGUUCUCAGGAGACACAAUGUUGCGCUCAAUAGGCCAGCGUCAGCGAUGGACGAGCGUCUUUCUGAACACCUAGAACCCAACAACGACGAAGAUUUGCCCAGAUACUCCGCCAUCGCCACCAGGAGAAGAAGCAGCGACCUGUACAUGGACCCUCUAGAACUGCAGCUAGACGAGCCAGUUGCCGGUCCUUCGGGUCUCACCAACAGGCAAACACUACUAGAAACAGACUUCGAUGAGGAGGUGCAGACGAGAAUUAAGGUCCUGGGGGAAAAGGUAUUCGACAAUACCGACGCUCCACCUGCUUCGUUCAACUUCAAUUCUUCAUUGGUUCUAUCAUGGUUUUUAGACGCCUCUGGAUCGGUAUCGCGUUUCCACCGUCGGAGCUUGCGCUCGACAUCGAUAACGGACGGUCCGUGGCAGUUGUACCGGGCAGCGGAUUUGCCCGGUCGCUCCGAGCCGGAUUUCAACAUAUCCCGCGUAAUCUACGUGAAGGGCAUGGAAGACGAUGACCUGGCCGGUAGACUGAUAGCCAUAGUGUGGUGGUUUACGUUCCUGCUGGCCAGGGUGUUGGCGAUAUCGGUGUUCGCUUACUUCUACAUAAAAGAAACUGUCUAUUUGAUGAGUUUGCACUUUCUGUUAGUGCUGGGAAUUCUGGCGUACGACGUGAGAUCGAACGAUGUGGACAGGUCCAGGGCGCUGUUCUUCUUCUUUAUAGGGUUCGUGUAUAUCUUUUGUAUCAUCGAGUUCAAAAUCAAAUUCAAGAGAGCGACGGCUAUAUUCUACGGGUUCUUCUUCGUGGUUUUUCUGGAGAACAUCGUGAUGUGCUUAGUUUGGUACUUCGAGCAAAUGGAGUCGCUCGAGAACGAUUUUUGGUUCAGAUACGUUUUUUAUAUAAUCAUCGCUUGCAUGUUUUUGAGCUUCUCUGCUAUGGUGUUCUAUUUCGCUUUAAACAAACCGGAUAAAGUCACAGUAGCUACUAUAGUGAAGAAGUAAAUGGCGCCACUGAUAUGACAAUUUUAUACAACAAUAAGGAGCUUUUCUAUUUAUUUUUAUGUACGAUUAUUAAUCUAAAUAAAUUUUACUACAAAUAUAAAUUAUACUACC
Phyllotreta striolata is the source of this 1893-nucleotide messenger RNA. NCBI's taxonomy places the organism in Eukaryota, Metazoa, Arthropoda, Insecta, Coleoptera, Chrysomelidae. The record is from the annotation of a GenBank genome assembly.